Lontra canadensis (Northern American river otter) is the source of this 2752-nucleotide messenger RNA. RefSeq lists its product as uncharacterized. The coding region runs from base 1 to 972 and encodes 323 amino acids. The transcript is spliced from 3 exons. The record is from RefSeq and is a predicted model, not a curated record. NCBI's taxonomy places the organism in Eukaryota, Metazoa, Chordata, Mammalia, Carnivora, Mustelidae.
AUGCCGGGCCUGAGAAAGGGAAAGGCCAGGGAGUGGGGAGCCAGGGCUUCCCGGAGAGCGCAGAGGCGACCGUCGGCAGAGGUUCCAGGUCAACUUGUGCCUGCAGCUUUGCUUUUCGCACUCAUUUCCCUCACCCCGGCCCUGCCUGCUUGCCUGCUUCGCAAACUGUUGGCUUCCCCGUCACCACUCAGUUUUGCUAAUUUUCCAGAGACGCCUUUAAACCUGGCAGGAGAAUCCUUUCGACCCCCCACCCCCGACCCCCUCUCUCCCGCCCCCCGCAUUUCAAAGCGCGGAAGUUCAGACGUGUAUCUCCCCUUCUCUCGCGGGGUGGCACCGGGGAGACGAGGAGGGAGGAAGUGGGGCCACUGGGGUGGAUUUAGAGCAGGACCCCAGAGGCCCGGAGGGAUUCACGUGAAAGGUUCUGUCUCCAAGGCACCAGGAACAGUGGCUUUAACUCCAGUAACUGGCCGAGCAGAAAGGGACCCUCUGCCCACAUCCCGCCCGCGCGCCCGCCCGCCCGGGAGAGCCGCCGCCGCCGCCGCCGCCGCCGCCGCUCGGCUCCGAGGGAUCCCGCCGGACCUGCCCCUUCCACUGCGGCUCACUCUGCCCUGCCUGGCGCCAGUCCUGGAUCGCCGGUUUCCUAUUUAUACCACACUGGGCUCCUCUCGACUCACUUUACCAUCCUGUUCCAGGUGGACCCUAACCUCCCUCGAGCUCCCUCCCUCGGCAGGACCCCCUCCCCCACCGGCCCCCAAAGAUCUGGGUUUCCUGAAACAUCUCCCAGAGUCUCUCCCUUUAAGUGGACCCGGUCAUACCUCUCUCUCGCUUUCCCCGCUUCGUUGUCUCGCUCCCCCCCCCCCCAUCUUUUCCUGUUCCCCUUCCUUCUUGUUCUCCUCCUUUGCCUUUCCCCCUCAUCUGCUUAUUUCUUGCAAUAGGAGUUUUAUUCUUUAUGAGCGUUUGCCAGGCAACUAACCGCCCCCCCCCCAAGACUCCCUCCCCAUCCCUUCCCCCGCCAACAACCCAAAAGACAGAACAAAAUACACGCAAGGCAGACACAAGGCCAGAAACUUACCUGCUUUCAACCAGCUGCAAAGUCAAGGCUCACUUAAGCUCCCCCCCAAAAAUCAAUUGUCCUUCCUUUUUAAAGGUUUGCUCUCUCCUUGGGAGGGGGAAAACACCUUCUGGUUCCCAACUCCAGGCAGUCACUCUUUACAAUUUAUUUUGUCGUACAUCAUUUGAUCACCAUGAAUUAGCAACAGCAAGAAAAUGUAGGAGAGGGAGAAAAGAGAGAAAGAGAGAGGGAGAGAGAGGGAGAGAGAGGGAGAGAGAGAGAGGGAGCAGAGCUUUCUGCAAGAGAAGAAGAAGAAAAAAUGUACGUGUGACAAAUUAUGCUACCAAGAAACAACACAUCAUUAUCCUUGGGCCUGGGGCUCAGUGAGUCGUAACGAGAGUAAUAGGAAAUCCACGGUUGGGGAGAGAAACGGUCGUGCUUGGCCAGUAGAGAGAGACCAUACAGGGGGAUGGAUGCUGGAGAGACUCGCAAAAUUAUGGCUCAAGGCUAUUGUAAAAAUUGUCGAGCGUAAAUGACUGCGAUUUCCAACAUCUUUGGAAGAAAGAAGGGGAAAAAGCGAGCCCCCCCUCCCUCCCUCUCCCUCUCUCUCCCUCUCUCUUCUCUCUCUCUAUAAAGAACCGUCAAGUUUUAGUGCGCAUUGCUAAUUAGUCAAUUUCUCUCUGCCUUCACAGGCUGGCGACUUCGCUGCUGAGCUGAAACUGCUAAUUUCUGUGACCAGCUUUUUUCUUAGCUGUGAUCUGGAUGAAUGAGUAGCUGUCUCACAGAGAUGACAAAAAUAAACUCUAAUCCCCCCCCAAAUUUCCACUACAUCUUUCUCAUGCAUAGAUUUAUGAUCUGCAAGCGCUCUGUGCAAUAUGCAAACUUUUUGUGUGUGUCUGUAUAUAUGCUGUUGUUUCCAGAUUUCACUACAUUGGUAUGCUGCUUCCUCCCCCCACACCAUGAAAUGCAGAAAACGCCUGAUCUCAAAGUAUGCCAAGAUGCCACUUUCUAGUGUCUUGGUAUUUGGGGUUUGAGUCUAAUUUGGAAGACACUAGCCCUUGCCUAAAAGGUGAGUGGCUGAGUGUACAAACUGGGGGUGGGGGAAUUAGAGCUGGUAGAGGGAACAGAGGACAGCCCUUUGCUUUACAUCUGUUUCCCUGCACUAUUCAAGCCUUGUGAUCUUGUUGGAAAAUAUAUUUUCCCUAUCAUUUUGUCUGGUUAAACAACCAUCUCCAAACUCCUAUGUCAGCUCUUCAACAGAUACGGGUUCAGAAGUCAUAUUUUUAUUUAAUUGAAAGAUGAUCAUAUUGUCAGCUUUGUCUUUCAAUUAAGAGUCUUUGAUUUGCAGGAGCUAGAAUCAAGUGAUAGGAAAUCCAGCUGCAAUUUCACAAAUGUCACCUUUAAACUUUGGACUUCAUCUGAUAUAUAAGGAUGACCACAUAAAGCUCACGUUUUUGACCCUGCUUAGCAUGCAAAAUGAACCCCCAAACGAUUCUGGAAUUUUCACUGUACCAAAGAUUCAUGUGCAUUUUGGUAGAGGACAUGUUCUCUGGACUUAUCUCAUGAUGUAUUGCGCCCUUACAUUUAUAGCCCUACAUUUCGGUUGUCAAUGGGGGUUGGAGGUGUCCAAGAAAGAAAGAAAGAAAAAAAGCAAAAAAAGGAAGACAUGCCCUUGAAUAAAAUGAACAUGAAAGAAAGCUG